This is a messenger RNA of Trichoderma harzianum CBS 226.95, 1581 nucleotides long. RefSeq lists its product as hypothetical. Gene Ontology annotation, cellular component: membrane. The transcript has 6 exons. The record is from RefSeq and is a predicted model, not a curated record. Gene Ontology annotation, biological process: transmembrane transport. NCBI's taxonomy places the organism in Eukaryota, Fungi, Ascomycota, Sordariomycetes, Hypocreales, Hypocreaceae. Bases 1 to 1581 code for a protein of 526 amino acids. Gene Ontology annotation, molecular function: transmembrane transporter activity.
AUGGCAACUCAAAAAGACAACCCAGAUAUUAUUCACCUUGAAACCCCCACGAACCAAGACAAAGCUGCCCAGUUUCUGAAGCAAGCCAACCAAGCGAACAUCAUUGUCACUCCUAGCGAGAAUGCUCGUGUCCUCCGCAAGAUCGACCUCCACCUCCUCCCCAUCAUCCUCUUCGUCUACUGUCUCCAGUCGCUCGACAAGACAACUCUCUCCUAUGCGUCAGUCUUUGGCCUCAUCGACGACACGCACCUGGAGGGCCAGGAGUUUUCAUGGCUAGGCUCUGUGGUGUAUGUGGCCCAGCUGGUGUUUCAGCCGCUGGUGGCCUACGCCCUGGUGAAGUUGCCCGUGGGCAAAUUCUGUGCCACCAUGGUGUUUUGCUGGGGAGCAGUGUUGUGUGGCAUGACGGCUGCGAAGAACUUUGGAGGUCUGAUGGCCGCGAGACUACUGUUGGGAGCAUUUGAGGCCUCAGUUGCCCCGACUUUUAUUGCAGUCGUACAGAUGUGGUAUCGCAGAAAAGAACAGACAACUCGAAAUGCCUCUUGGUAUGCGAUGCUGGGAGUUGUCAACAUGCUCGGAAGUCUCCUCACAUAUGGUCUCGGUCACAUCAAAUCAACCCUUCACCCCUAUCAAAUUAUCUUCCUCUUUUGUGGCUGCAUCACUGUUGCUUUUUCAAUAGUCAUGUACUUUUUCAUGCCGGAUUCCCCCAUGGAAGCAAAGUUCCUUAAAGAAGACGAGAAACUCAUCGCUAUUGAACGUCUCCGAAUGAACCAGAUGGGCAUCGGCUCCGGCGUCUGGAAAUGGGAGCAUGUUCGCGAAGCCAUGCUGGAUCCAAAGACGUGGCUCUGGACCUGUCUCAUGCUUACCAUCUCGAUUCCCAGUGGCGGCAUCUCUACCUUUGGUCCGCUCAUCAUCCAGUCCUUUGGCUUCAGCUCCUUCACCACGAUCCUCUUUAAUAUCCCCUUUGGCGCAGUCCAGAUGAUUGCCACACUUGGCGGCGCUUGGGUAUCCGACAAGAUACACAUGAAAUCUGCCGUUCUCUUGUUCCUCUGCCUUCCUCCCAUUGCGGGCUGUGUCAUCCUUCUCGUUACCGGCCGAGCUCCAUCCGACCGGGCCGUUCUCCUUGUUGGCUACUACAUCAUCUCCGUCUACCCUGGCAUUUCUCCUCUGAUCUACUCCUGGUCAGGCCAGAACACUGCCGGCGACACCAAGCGCAAAGUCACCACCGGUAUGCUCUUUGUUGGCGCGAGUGUCGGCAACAUUAUAGGUCCACAGCUCUUCAAGCCUAGCGAGAAGCCGCGCUACGACCGCGGUUUGCGAUCGAAUCUUGCUCUUUUCGUGGUGCUGGCAGUCCUGAUUGUUGCAGGUAUGCUUUGGAUCAAGGUCCUUAACACGCGGCAAGCGGCGAGACGACGAGCGCUCGGCAAGUCAGAGGUGAUCCGGGAUCUGAGCAUGAUGGACAGGAAGCGAGGUGAUAAUGAAUACGACGAGGAGAUUUUGAACAUGGGUGAUGAUAAUGUUGGGGACAAGGCAUUUGAGGACGUGACGGAUUUGCAGAAUGAGGAUUUCAUCUAUGUUUAUUGA